AUGUUGAGAGAAAUGAAGUGUAAAACUAUUAAUACAAACACCAAACAAAGACUUGUAGAAACUUUACUCGACUUUAAUAAAUACACAGACUGUCAAGUAGAAGAGUUAAUAACAUCAGAAGCACUUUUAAAUGAAUUAAACAAACUCGACAAAAUUAAGACUAAAAACAGUAUUAAUGUGUUUGUUAAAGCAUCUUCUGUAACUAAUGAGUAUCUCCACUUUGUUAAUAGUCUUGGGGAUAUUCAUCAACUUAAAGAAAAUGACGUUCAAAAGAGAUAUGAAUUAACACGUGUCACAAGUGCAUAUGAACUUAAUUAUAACGUUGAUAUUCUUCAGAACACACCAAUAGAAAAACAGCAGAGUAACGUCUCUGUGUUAUGGGGACAGUGUUUAUCAACAAAUGAAAGUGAUACAUUUGAGAAUGAAAAUACACUUAAAAUUGUGAUUGAACCAACAUUAAGUGAAAUGUACUUGGUGAGUGUUAUAGAUAACACAAAAACUAUUAAAAGGUUGUGCAGCUUCGAAAUUCUGCCAUCUUUUAUUCAAGAAAUAAUCAUAUCAAAAAUAUCACACAAUUUGAAUAUAAGAGAACCUAUAAAACAACGAGAAACUAUUAUUUAUGGUUUAAACAACUUCACUGAACCAAAAUUAAAGACCGGAUUUGCUAAGUCAUUUUUUAACACUAAUCACAUGUCGUUGGCUAUUCAAUCUAAAUUUGGAAGCGAUUUUGUUGAAAUAAAGAAAAUGAUCAACACAAGACAAACGACGGGACUGAUAUCAAAAAGUACGCCAAUCUCUCCACCAGAACAUAAAUAUCGACCUCUUAGUGUUAUUCUCCCAACUAAGAGUGGAAGAAUAGAUUUGUCCGGGUUAAGAAAUAGUCCCGAUUUUCUUAUUGAACGACCACAUAGAAAAACUUUUCAAAAAACACCAAUUCAAAAAGAAAAAAGUUGUGAUUUGAUCGAACACAAAACUGUUGAAAAAGAAGAAAAGGUCGAAAUAUCAAAGGAAGUCAAAGAACAAAGAAAUGAAGCAACUAAUCCUGUUGUUACUGAACAAAACGUUAUGAUGCAUACUACAAAUGUGGCUAGAAAGAAGUUUGUGGGGAGAAGAGGGCAAAUUAACACAAAAACAACGGAAAGUUUAAUAAAGUGA
Entamoeba invadens IP1 is the source of this 1155-nucleotide messenger RNA. RefSeq lists its product as hypothetical. The record is from RefSeq and is a predicted model, not a curated record. Bases 1 to 1155 code for a protein of 384 amino acids. The transcript has a single exon. NCBI's taxonomy places the organism in Eukaryota, Evosea, Mastigamoebida, Endamoebidae.